This is a messenger RNA of Schistosoma rodhaini, 1783 nucleotides long. The record is from the annotation of a GenBank genome assembly. Lineage: Eukaryota; Metazoa; Platyhelminthes; Trematoda; Strigeidida; Schistosomatidae.
GACAACAGCGUCCGCGUAAUUGGACAUAGAACUCAGUAAAAUUCUCAAGGCUAUGUGAUUAAGCGCCAAAGUUGUUCCAAGAAACGCAUGAUGAAGGAGUUUUCACCUACGAAAAAGCUGAAGAAAAGACUCAAGAAAAUCCGCGAAAAAAACACCGAAAAUCACAUCGAAAGUGAGGAUGCCGCGUUGGAUAACCUAGAAGAGUCACAGCCUGGCACGAGUAUCUCAUUGUCGGGAAAAUUUGAAGAUUUACCUAUAUCAGAGCCAAUUAAGCGUGCUGUCAAGGAAAUGGGCUUCACUCAUAUGACCGAUAUCCAAGAUAAAUGUAUUCCACAGCUUCUUGAGCACAGGGACCUGAUGGCUUGUGCUAAGACUGGGAGUGGUAAAACACUAGCUUUCCUAAUACCUGUUGUGGAACUGAUGCUAAACUUGGGUCUGCAGCCUCGUAAUGGUACUGGUGCUAUAAUAAUUUCACCAACUCGUGAACUUAGUCUUCAGACUUAUGGUGUGCUAGGAGAACUCAUUCAAUUCACGAAUUUACGAAUCGGCCUUAUUAUGGGUGGAAGCAACCGACAAACAGAAGCUCAGAAUCUUGAAAAAGGUGUGACAAUUCUCGUUGCAACUCCAGGAAGGCUGCUUGAUCAUUUGUCCAACACAAAGUUCUUCCUCCGUCAUAAUCUUAAAGCCCUUGUAAUAGAUGAAGCUGAUCGUUUGUUGGAUAUAGGUUUCGAAGUGGAAAUGCGACAAAUUAUAAAACUUCUCCCGACGGUACGGCAAACAAUGCUGUUUUCUGCUACAUUGAACGAAAAGACGAAAAACCUAGCCAACGCUGCUCUAAAAGCUUCUUGUGUUAUGGUCGGAUCAGCUCCCGAUACUGAAGCAACUGUUGAGGGAUUAGAACAAGGGUAUGUCGUCUGCCCUCCUGACAGGCGUUUUUGUCUACUGUACACAUUUCUCAAGAAAAAUAAAAGUAAAAAGAUUAUGGUUUUCAUGGCUUCGUGUAUGGAAGUUAAGUUUUACUACGAGUUACUGAACUUUGUGGAUACUCCAGUCCUAGCCAUCCAUGGACGACAAAAACAAGCUAAAAGGACAAGCACCUUUCUUCAGUUUGUAAAAGCCGAAUCUGCUGUUCUUUUGUGCACUGACGUUGGAGCGCGUGGCCUAGACAUACCAAAGGUUGAUUGGAUUUUACAAUAUGAUCCACCUGAUGAUGCCAAAGAGUAUAUACAUCGAGUUGGUCGUACAGCUCGAGCAGGCAGCACGGGAAAUGCUUUACUAGUGUUGAGACCUCAUGAAUUAGAGUUCCUCUCAAUUUUACGAAAAGCUCGCGUUAAGGUUGUGGAGUAUGAAAUAGCCAAUUCAAAGAUGGCGGAUGUGCAACCUGCUUUGGAGAAGUUGGUCAAAAACAACUAUUUCCUCGCUCUUUCCGCUCAGGAAGCCUUCAAAGGUAUAGUUCGUGCUUACGCUUCGUCUGGCUUAAGCUGUUUUAAUGUAGAUGAACUAGACUUGGCCGCAACAGCAAAAACAUGUGGACUAACAAUUACUCCUAAAGUGGAUUUGAAUGUAAAAUCAAAGAGAACACGAGAAAAUCCUGGCCAAAAGCGAUAUAAACCUUUUGGUGUAUCUGAUAAAAAAGCCAAGAAAGCUAAAAUUUAUAAACGAAUAUCUUAAUUAUAUGUAAUUUUUUACGCUCUAUGUAUAUAUCACAAACAUUUUCUGAUAUAAAUAAUAUACAACUCAAGUAAAUGAAAACAAUGAGAAAUAUAUAAAUUAAAGUAAUAAA